Lotus japonicus is the source of this 2738-nucleotide messenger RNA. RefSeq lists its product as uncharacterized. Bases 1 to 1305 code for a protein of 434 amino acids. The record is from RefSeq and is a predicted model, not a curated record. The transcript is spliced from 2 exons. Lineage: Eukaryota; Viridiplantae; Streptophyta; Magnoliopsida; Fabales; Fabaceae. Gene Ontology annotation, molecular function: nucleic acid binding; zinc ion binding.
AUGCCAAGGGGUGAGUAUAAAAAAUAUGGUUUUUUAUGCCAAUGGAGCCAUAACUCCGCUGCAAGGGAGGAAGCUGAAGCUCAACGUGCUGCUACUGCUGCUUUGGUGGCUGCACAAAACCAUGCUGAAGAAAAUGCUCGUCGUGUUCAGCGUGAGGAGCGUAAACAAGCUGCUGCUCAGACCAGGGGUCUGAACGAUUUCAAGCGUCAGGAUCCGCCGAAGUUCUCUGGGGGCUUCAAUCCGGAGGAAGCUGACUUAUGGCUCCAAGAGUUGGAGAAGAUCUUCACCUUUCUGCGUACCACUGCAGAGAUGAAAGUGGAUUAUGCGACCUACCUGCUGACUGGUGAAGCUGAGUAUUGGUGGCGCGGGGCUAGAGCUAUGAUGGAAGCCGACCAUCAAGCUAUCACUUGGGAGUGCUUCCGGGGAGCUUUCCUGGACAAGUACUUUCCUAAUAGUGCUAGAGCCGCUAAGGAAGCACAAUUUCUGAGACUCCGUCAAGGAGGCAUGACCGUAGCUGAGUAUGCUUCUAAGUUGGAAUCAUUGGCGAAACAUUUCCGCUACUUUCGAGGACAGAUAGAUGAAGGCUAUAUGUGCGAGCGCUUCAUUGAUGGGCUGAGUUAUGAGCUGCAGAGGGCGGUGCAACCGCUAGGACUGAAUCGCUACCAAGUGCUGGUAGAGAAGACCAAGGGGAUUGAGGCCAUUGAUAAUGCAAGGGGCAAAUUCCAAGGUCAGAACAAGCCUAAUCAGGGAAAUGGAGGUCCGGCUAGGACUAAUCAAGGAAGAAAUGACAAGGGUAGGCAUUACCAUAAGAAGCCGUAUGUUCGUCCUCAGGGUGAGGGGACAGCUUCUGGUUCUUUUUAUCCCACGGGUGGGAAUGCUAUUGCACCGAGACCUCUAGCAGUAAGUUUGGACGGUGUGACAUGCUUCAAGUGUAACCAAAAGGGACAUUAUGCCAGCCACUGUCCCGAGGGUCCUCUGAUGUGCUGGAACUGCAACAAGCCAGGCCAUCUCGCUAGGGAUUGCAGGAUUCCUAAGGUUGAGGAUGCUGCAAAUGUUGCUGGGGCUAGGAGGCCUAUUGCUGGUGGAAGGGUCUACUUCAUUAGUGGAACUGAAGUUGAUGAAGACGAGGGUCUAAUCCACGGUAACCGCGAGAUCCCGGGUAAUUCCCUUAUCGUACUAUUUAAAUUAUGGUGCUACACCUUCUGUUAUAGACUUAGCUUGUGCGACGUGGUUAAAACUAGAUGUGACAGAAUUACCAUUCGACCUGAUAGUAUCUACUCUUGUUUCAUAAGGAUGAAACAGUAGAAGGAAUAGAAGUUAAGAGACGGAUUCUGAUGAGAGGUCGUAUGAGUUCCAAGAGUAGGGUAGUAUCUUUUGCAAGGAGGAGUGUGAGAGAGCGAAAGGAUAAUAGAGGUCCAAACUUAUUAAAAGUGUAGUAGACCUUAAAGUCUGAGAAUUCUUGUCCUAAGUGGAUAAAACCUGGAGACUGUCAGACUUUGGAUAGUAAACUAAGGAUUUGAUUGACAUAGGAGUGACAAGGUUAAGGACGGAAAGUUCUAGCCUUGAGUUGCAGACUGGAGGUUGUUAUUGGUGAGAGAAUCACCAAGAACCUAAGGGCAAACGAGACCUAGAGGAUAACUUAGAAAAUGUUAUGUGAGGGAAUGACACUCCCCCUCUGACACCAAGUUUCGAGGACGAAACUUUCUUUUUGGGGGGUAGUAUUGUAAGACCCAAGUUUUUAAGUUUAGAAUAAAUUAGUGAAAUUUCCGAUUCACGAAUAAGUUCGAUGUAACGUGAAGUAAGGAAGCUGGAUAAACGUUUAUUAAAUGGAAUAAAUGUAUGGAUAAGAUAUUUCACGGGAAGGUUAAGGACAAGAGUCGAAUCGACGGAACUUAUGACGCAAGUAUUAUUCGUUUACGCCUAGGACAAAAACCCUAGGAAAAGACUAAGUUCCACCCUUGGAACACUAUAGGAAUAAAUUCCAAAAAUCUUCAGAGAAAUGUUAGAACUUCUCUUAAUCCUUAUAUAACAAGCGUUUCAAGGUGAAACCCUAGGAUCUACGAACGUCCGAUUCCAAUCAUCGGAAGUUUGCCGAAACUAAAACCCUGAUAGUUCAAGAACCCUAAAAUGAACUGUCGAGGAAGACUUUUUCUAUUCGGAGCUUCAGAUGAAGAUUCCACACGCGUAUGCCCACUCUAAUCAACGUUCCAAAUCUUUCUUCAGAAGGAAGUUUCUGCAUCCGAGGUCAAAAUCAUAAAGUGCAUAAAGUGCAUUUUAAGCCGGUAAACAUUAAAAAAACAAGCCUCGAAAACCAAAAAUCAUACUGAUAUUUCUUUGAAGAAUUAGAAGAUUCAGCGGGAAGAAUAUCGUGUCUAAAAUACGUUGGAAUCAGUAGGAAAAAUCGGAAUCGCGAAAUAAUCAUUUUCUCACGUUUUCAAUUUCCUAUAAAUAGGACUUCAAAAACUCAAAAAAAUCACACCAUCCUUUUCAUUUUCUUUGUUGGCCGUGGGUGAGCUUCUUGGAGGAAAAGGAGGAGAUUUGAUUUUUUCCAAUUCUUGACCGAUCGUCGUUCUGUUCGUUGCUACGCGUAGGCCUCGAGGCGAUGGAGAGCCUUCCGCUGAAGCUUAGCUGUUCAAGUUGGAGACCGUGACCGUGGGCGGUCGAGUAGAGGUGGAUGAAGCAGUUGCUUCUCCCUUUUUGGUGGACUAUGUCUGAGUUUCUUUUUCCUUCUGAAAACU